AGCAUGUGAGCGGGGGAAAGGUUCAGGCAAUAGCUAUGUGUUUGCCAAGGACUGGUUGAGCUCCCUGAAUGGAAGUUGGCAGUACCUCUGGCUAAAUCGUACUUUGGUUUCAUAUUUUAGGGCAAGUUUGGCACGAGGCUGCACAAUGACGACUGAUUGGGAUUACGACUACCUGAUCAAGCUCUUGUCGUUAGGGGACUCUGGAGUGGGGAAGACCACUUUCCUCUACAGGUACACCGACAACAAGUUCAACCGCAAGUUCACCACCACAGUGGGAAUAGACUUCAGGGAAAAGAGAGUGACGUAUUUGGGGACUGGCUCUAAUGGAACGACAGAGAAGACUUUUAAAGUGCAUCUACAGCUCUGGGACACAGCAGGGCAAGAGAGGUUCAGAAGUCUCACUACAGCCUUCUUCAGAGACGCAAUGGGCUUCCUUCUUAUGUUUGAUCUGACCAAUCAGCAGAGUUUUCUGAAUGUCAGGAACUGGAUGAGUCAGCUACAGGCAAAUGCCUAUUGUGACAGUCCAGACAUAGUCUUAGUUGGCACCAAAGCAGACCUCAAAGACCUGAGAGAUGUACAAGGAAAACAAGCCAGGGACCUGGCGGACAGAUAUUGUGUACCCUAUUUUGAGACGAGCAGUGCCACAGGGGAUGAGGUAGACCAGGCAGUGACCACUCUGCUGGACCUGGUGAUGAGGCGCAUGGAGCAGAACACAGAGGGGCCUGUGUCAGAGGCUGCCAAUGGGAGCGCAGUCAUUAACAAAGUGGCCGAAACCUCCACCAGCAGGAAGUGUGCCUGUUAGGAUGUCAGCCACAUUUCAUGGACAUGUGGUUGGCUACAUUCAGAAUGAAGGACCAUUCAUUCAAAUGUGUAACUAUUGCAUCAUAGGAGUUUUAUUAUAUUGGAAAAGUUCAAUUAUCCCAUACAGUAUUUCAAGGAUGUGUAUUAUCCUCUUAUGUAAUAAUGUGUGUUUAUUUUUGAUUGAUAACUGCUGCACUGGCUAUUUAUUCCCAACCUGGUCAGUAUUAUCUUCAGUCUGUACUUGUGAUGUAUGUUAUUGAUCAGAAAUAUAAUAUGACUCGGCUUUGUGUGAUUCUAAAUGGUUAAAUACUAAUCAAAAGUGUUUGAAGAAGAGUCGCAUGUAAAAAGUAUGUUUCUUUUUUAUUUGACACAUUGAGGCAUCGAUGGAAGGAAAAUGCAGGCACAUACAUUUAUAAUUGACAAUAUAUAAUCCAAAACUGAUUAUGCAACAACUCAUUGACAGUCAUGGUUACAUUUCUUAUAUAUGAAUGAGAAAAUCUAUUAUUGUGUUACAAUAAUGCAAAGUGCAUUACAGGAUCCAUGAGUUCUACUGUAUACGACAAAGAGCACAUUUGGUACUUAAGCUUGAUUAUUACUGGAACAAAAUUGUCAUGCACAUUGAAGAAAGUAUAGAAAAUGUUAAAGAGGUCAUAAGUACUGACAGAAAAAAAUAUGAAAUUGUAUUAAAACCUAAGUCUUAAGAAUAAAUGCUGUCAUUUUAAACACAA
Molecule: messenger RNA, 1529 nt
Organism: Oncorhynchus nerka (sockeye salmon)
Lineage: Eukaryota; Metazoa; Chordata; Actinopteri; Salmoniformes; Salmonidae
Product: ras-related protein Rab-27B-like
Exons: 6
Coding region: 146-802 (218 amino acids)
Biological process (GO): protein localization to plasma membrane; endocytic recycling; protein secretion
Cellular component (GO): plasma membrane; trans-Golgi network transport vesicle; endosome
Molecular function (GO): GTP binding; GTPase activity
Source: RefSeq, a predicted model, not a curated record